Naegleria lovaniensis is the source of this 1245-nucleotide messenger RNA. RefSeq lists its product as uncharacterized. The coding region runs from base 1 to 1245 and encodes 414 amino acids. The transcript is spliced from 3 exons. The record is from RefSeq and is a predicted model, not a curated record. Lineage: Eukaryota; Heterolobosea; Eutetramitea; Acrasida; Naegleriidae.
AUGUCGUUGUCGAAUCCCGUUCUUCCUCUUGUUGAAGAGUUAAUUCUCGCAAACACUACCAACACAACAUCAUCAACAACCUCUCUAUUUGGUGAAUACAACAUUUUAGUGGUGGCAUUGGUUGCACCAUUCAUUGUUGUGUUUGCCGUGUUGUUCGUCAUUAGUUGUGUUAGCUUUUUCCUCCAAAGAGCCAAAAUGAAACGAAAACAAUUCCUCUUGUUUACAUUGCUGUUGGUGCUCUGUUUGUCCGCAACCUUCUCGAACAUGUUCAGAAUUAGCUCCGAGCUCGCAUACUUGCAUCCAAUUCCUGAGCAAGCAAUGCUUUUGAAUAAUGGCAUCAAAACUGUUGAUAGAUUCCUUGUGUCUGUAUUAAUUUAUGUACAAAUUCUAAUACUUGCAUUGAUUUGUUCGGUGUUUAUGGAAACGACAAAAGCAACAGGAUUUGUUACUAAACCCGUGUACAGAGCAUCCUAUUUUGCUCUUUUUGGCAUUCUAGUUGCACUUUUUGUCAUUCUACUGUUGAAUAACAUUGCGAUUUUCACAUUUCAUGGAUUAAGAGGAUCACCUGUCCAAAUAUUAGAUGCUUCUCAAACGAACGAGUUCCAGAAAUCGAUUUUCAUUGCACCUUGUAUUAUUUUCUUUCUUUCAUUCUUUGCUAUAUCAGCAAUCCUUAAUGUGUAUGGAUUCAAAUUGUAUCAUUCUCUACAAAAAAGUAAGGCAAAGCUCAUCAAAAUAUUCGUUAAGCAACAACAGGCUUUUCAGGGCAUUGCUGAAUCUCUUUCUCCCCUGCCUUUACAAAGUAUGGACUCACUCACAACCGAUUCUCCCAGAAAGAGUAUUCCCAACAGUACAAGUAACAGCACGACGAAUGACAGCUCCCAAAGUACAUUGUCACCCAUGACAAUGCCAUCCACUCCAACAGUCUCUGUGGACGAUUUGAAGUUUUCAGCUGAACAAGAAAAAAUCUAUGAGUUCAAGAAGGCAGCUUUGCGAAGAGCUCUUAUCAUUCAACUAGGGUUGAGUGCAUGUUUAUUUGUGCAGUCCAUUGGUGUCUUGUUCAUUUCCGUUGGAGUUCUUUGGAGAUACUUGCUGCUCUUCUUUUACAUGUUUAUGAAUCUUGGAAUGUGUUUCUUUGUGAUUUUACUUCUUGUAAUUUAUAGUCCUUUGAGAGAAGUUCAAAGGCUCGUAAGAACACCAAGCGACCAAAACUUAGCAAAACAAACUACUUCAAAAACUGUUGUGUAA